Aspergillus japonicus CBS 114.51 is the source of this 1633-nucleotide messenger RNA. RefSeq lists its product as uncharacterized. The record is from RefSeq and is a predicted model, not a curated record. NCBI's taxonomy places the organism in Eukaryota, Fungi, Ascomycota, Eurotiomycetes, Eurotiales, Aspergillaceae. The transcript has a single exon. The annotation marks the transcript as partial.
CCCACCCACCCACUCUCCUCCACUUCUUCUGUUCUCUUCGCCCUCAUAAUAAUCAUGGCUCUUCCUCCAUAAGCUCCUCGUCCUCUUCCUCUUCCUCUUCCCCUUUUUUACUUUCCUUUUCCCCUUAUCGGUUACAGACAUCAUUUCUUUCCCGCUCCCCGCACUCUCCAACCCAACUGCGAUUUUACGCAGUACGCCGCCGCAGCUCGCAGCUCAGUCUCUGACUACAUAUCACUCAUUUCGCCAUUUUUCCUCUAGACCCCCCAAGACCGGUCAUCAUGGUCGAGCUAAUCCCUUCUCUUGAACCUCGCAUGCUGCUCCCGCCAUUGCUCGCCUGUCUACCUACGGCUUUCGUCUCGUCCCAACCCCCUCCUGCGCUGCUACCACUCCUGUCUCCGAUUAUUCGCCAGCGUGUGAAGAUCUUCACUACCGUCCCCGCUUCGCCCACCGAUUCAUGGCUUCAGUUGCUUUGCUGGGAUUCUGCAUCGGCUGAGCGUCUGCAAUCUCUGGUGGAUGGUGCUAGUUUUGAGCCCCACCCCGUUUCCGGCGAGAUUGACCUCCCAGACGAUAUUCCAAUUCGAUACAAGAGACUGGAUGAGGAGACUCUACAGUCGCAAAUUCAGCUACCUGAGUAUAGCCUAAAGGUCAUAUACGUCUGGUGUCCGGACGACGAAGAAGGCGGAGGAGCUGCGUGGCGGGUAGCGGAAGUCUUGCCACAGGAUAGCGUUGUUGGGGAGGACGGAGUCUGGUCGAUCUCAAUUGGGGAGGCAAACGCCCACCAAAGGGAACAGGGGACGGCAAAUAAGGUAGCAGCAACGGGAAACAAUGGACAAGCGACCACAGCGGCAACACAGAGCAAUGGCAAAGAUACACAAGAGGAAGAGGAUGAUGACGAUGACUACUGGGCCCAAUACGAUGCGACUCCCGGACGGACCCCCGCGGUGAAAACCCCGGCUCCUAACGCCGUCUCAUCUUUGCAACAGUCUGACGCAGACUAUUAUUCUCAGUAUGACGAUGUGCAGCCAGCCAUGGAUAACCAUGAUCCCGAGGAAGAGCAACCCGAAAUCGGUCCAUCCUCGCUCAAUGGCGACAUGUUGGCUCGUCUCUUGCAACGGCAAGUCAGUGGCUCGAACCCUGACACGUCUGCGCACGCGACCGAACACUCAGCAAUUGGGACAAAUGGAGCCUACGCCAUGUCGUUGAAUCAUCCUCGCCCUUCAUCCAUCUCAUCUGGCAGCUCCGAUCCAGUGGCCAAGCUAGAGCAGGAAGCGGAGAACCAGUCUGCCUAUGAAGUCGGGGUAAAGCAACAUAUUGGCUCCAACAUUAAGAGCUUGUUCCGACUGGCAAAGGCGACUGGUCUCUCUCGCAGUGACUUCCAGACUCUUGUCAAGACUGAAUUGGAGCUGCUCGAUGUAUCAGACGAUGAGUGAAUGAUCUUCUCCGCCCACCAGUUUGAUCUCUCUUCUUUUUGUCCAUCUAAUUCUGAAAUUGUACAUACAUACCUACCGCAGUUGGUCAUGCUUGAGCGUGAAGGGCGCAAUUUUUGUUCGCAUAUGCAUUGGAUAUCCCAGGGGUACAUGUGCUUUGUUGGCUAUAUUGCUAGAUUGAAUUUAUUUCGCUAUUCUUGCUACUG